Volvox carteri f. nagariensis is the source of this 7176-nucleotide messenger RNA. RefSeq lists its product as uncharacterized. The transcript is spliced from 47 exons. The record is from RefSeq and is a predicted model, not a curated record. Gene Ontology annotation, cellular component: cytoplasm; nucleus. NCBI's taxonomy places the organism in Eukaryota, Viridiplantae, Chlorophyta, Chlorophyceae, Chlamydomonadales, Volvocaceae. The coding region runs from base 1 to 7176 and encodes 2391 amino acids. Gene Ontology annotation, biological process: protein modification process; siRNA processing. Gene Ontology annotation, molecular function: ribonuclease III activity; ATP binding; RNA binding.
AUGCCCGCCGAAGCGAAACCCGAUCACAUAUUCGUAUUAGUACACGGUCUUGCAGACACACUACACGCAUGGGACAAUUGCAUCAAGGAGCUUUGCAAGUGGGGCUCUCCAAAUGUCUUGUUCUACGCAUCUGCUGUCAACGCACGCUUCAGGACGCAUGAUGGCUUUGACAAAUGUGGCGAACGAUUAGCAAAUGAGAUAAGGGAAGUUGUUCGCCAGCACCCUCAGUUGACAAAGCUGUCGCUCAUUGGCCACAGCAUGGGGGGCAUGAUUGCCCGAUACGCGAUUGGCACCCUUUUCAAUCCAUCUGACAGCACUAUCUGCGGUCUAAAGCCAGUACAUUACAUUACAUUGGCUACACCGCAUUUGGGCUUGACAACGGACGACGGGCCGGCGCAGGUGCCCUUUGUGGCAUGGGCGGGUGGUAUACCUGUGCUGGGACGCCAAGUCAAGAGCGCCUUGCAGUCCAUGGCUCACGGUGUCGCCCGCGCCGUGUUCCGCCACACGGGUCGUCACUUCCUGGCGCUGGACGGCGCCCCGGGGGAGCUGCCCCUGCUCAUGAUGCUGGCCAUGGACCUACCGGACAGGGGUCAGUACUUCCUCUCCGCCCUGGCCGCCUUCGCCUCUCGCGCUUGCUACGGCAAUGUGGGCGGGGACCACUGGGUCAGCUGGACAAACGCUACCUUACGGGCCACAGAUGACCUGCCCUGCAUUCCACCCGAUAUUGUACGACAUGGCCGUGGUGUCGUACGAGAGGACCCCCCCGACGCGGGCAUCGGCUUCUCCUCUUCUAGCCCCGAUUCCAAUAGUGCUGGUGCUGGCGGAGGUGGGGGUGGAGGUGGUGGGCAGUUGCUGGACGUUGUGGCCCUGGAGGGGCAGGCGGAGUCACCCCAGCAGGUGGUCGCCUUCGCUCUGGGGCGGCUGGGGCGGCUGCCGUGGCGGCGAGUGGAUGUGAGCUUCGGCGGCGCCCUGGUGGGUACGGCCCACAAUAACAUCCAGGCAACCCGGUGGACCAACCUGGUGGGCUUUUCCGUACUGGGGCACCUGCGGGGGCACCUGCAGGCGGUGGAGGGGCUGCUUGCUGCCCUGGAAGGCUAUCAGCGGGAUCUACUGCAGGCAGCUGCGAAAGAUGACAGCAUCGUAUAUCUGGAGACAGGCAUGGGCAAGACCCGCAUCGCCCUGGAGCUCAUAUCCCGUGAGCUGCCUUCGCUUCGAAGGGAGGGUCAGGUGGCGGUAGUUUUAGCCCCUUCGGUGCCACUUGUGCGGCAGCAAGCCGAGGUGCUGGCGAGUGUCCCCACCUCCGGCCUCCCCACACCCGCACCCGCACCCGGGGGAGCCCCAGGCCCCUCCCGCUGCUGCGACGUGGCGGUUGCCGGCGCCUUGGCCUCACCACCGAAAUCCAAAAAGGCCUGUAAGCCCCACAAUGCUGGAUCCAGAUCUGGAUCCAGAUCUGCUGGUGCGGCCGGCGGAGGCGGCUCUCUGCUGCGGGUGGCCUACCUGGGGGGGGACAGCUCCCCGAGCUCAUGGGGGCCGGAGCGGUGGCGGGAGAUGCUGAGGCGUGUGGAUGUGCUGGUGUGUACGCCUGCCGUACUGCUGGGUGCUCUGGUCCACGCGUUGGUCCGGAUAUCCGACAUCGGGCUGGUGGUGGUGGAUGAGGCUCAUCACUGUCGGGAACAACACCCUUAUGCCGUACUGAUGAGGGAGUUCAUCGGUCGACAGUCCCCGGCUCCUGCGCUGCCGCCAGCACCCUCGGCGGGAGGCGAGGCGGCCAGGAGGUACGGCAGCGGCGGCGGCAGCAGCGGGGGCGGCAGCGGUGUCGUCAGCUGCGGUAGCGGAGCCGCCAGUACGGCGGAUGAGGGGGAGCCGGACCGGCCCGCCAAGCCACCGUCACGUCCUAGGGUUUUAGGACUGACAGCCUCACCCCUCACCCCCAUGGACCUCCAGAGCAACCUGUGUGGCGGUCGACUGAUCACCCCGCUGGACCGGGGGCCCCCAGUGGGGGAGUCCACUAGGCCUAGGGCCAAGAUAUGUUGGGUGGGUGCCGGUACCGACCUGGCUCCCCCGCCCCCGCUACCCCUGAAUUCCAACCCAGAUCCCGUGGACCCGCAGCAGGCGGUACGGGAACAUCAGGCCGCCUCCGAGUUGCUCUCUCAGCAAUCCCAGCUGCUCGUCCAGGGACUGGCCUUCAGUCGGGGGCUGCUGCAGCUGGCGGAGAAGGUGCUGGCGCGGCGGGACAAGCUGCAGCGGCUGCAGCACCUGGGGGAGAUCGGCCUGGAGCAGCUGGGGCUGUCGAAUGAGACGGUCCCGGCCGCCCUGCAGUCGGCCCUCCUGGGGGUGGGCCCGGGCAGCAGUGGCAGGAACGAGUACGACGCCUCCCUCCGGGAUAUCCGCAUUAUGAAGUCCCAGAUCUUCUCUCUGGAGGCCGCCCUGUCCGGACUGGGUCCCUGGCCCGCCCUGGCUGCCGCAGCCGGGGACAUCUUCGCGGGCCGGACCACCACCACCACCUCCAUCACCACCAACUCGGCAUCGCGGGGCGGGGGUGCCGGGGGGGGUGCCGGUGCUUCCAACCCGCCUUCGCAGGCAGUUUGUGUUGAGGCGGUUGAGCUGUUGGCGGAUGAGGACUUCAGUCGGGUGCUGGAGCCCACGGACCUGGGGCCCCCGCCCUCCGCGGAACUUGGCAGGGAGCUCAUGGAGGCACCGCGGGGGGGGGCGCCCGUGCUGGCGACAUCCGACAUGUUGGAGCUCAACGAUGCGCUCAACGGCGUCGGAUUGCCCCAGCUACCCCAGCUACCCGGCAGGGGGCCCCCCAGCUUGGGGGAGAGGGUGUCGUGUGCCGUACUAACCGUCAUCAUGGAGGGCUUCCUCUCACUGAUAGCCCCGCACCUGCACGAGGAGACCGCCGCCAUUGCCCUGGGUUACGGUCCCGCCCUGCUCGUCCAUGGCGGUUGGACGAGCUCGGGUCGGGGCGUGCUGACCCCCUGGGUUUUGCGGCUGCUGGGAUUGGUGCCCACGGAAGUUCUGCAGGAGCAGGUCCUGGGUGUGGUUCCGGAGCAGUCUGGUUCCACUGCUGCGGCUGCUGGCGGGGGCGGUGGUGGUGUUGGUGGUUGGCCUGUACGGCUGCUGCACCGGCGGGCGGUGGAGGCCCCGGGGGGCAGUAACGACAACAACAGCAAGAGGGCGGCCGGAGGCCCCGGAGGGCAGCAGCAGCAGCAGGAGCGGGAAGGGGGCGAGGGGGCGAGGGGCAGUAGCGGCACUGGUGGCGGCAGUAGUGGUGCUGCUACUGCUGCAGCUGCUGCUACUGCUGCCGCUCACUGGUCGGCCAUUGUGUUUUGCGAGCGCAAGCAGCAACAAGAGCAAGUACGACAGGACUUUGCAGCGGGUCGUCUGAAUCUGCUGCUGUCCACGUCUGUGGGCGCCGAGGGACUGGACUUUAGUCACUGCACGCUGGUGGCGGCUCUGGAUCUGCCCAAGCACGUCACGGCCUUUGUCCAGUCGGGGGGAAGGGCCAGGGCGCCAGGUGCGGAGCACUGGCUGCUGGUCAGCACUCCUGAGGAAGACGCGGCCGCAACGAAACUGCUCCAGGCUGAGCAACAUCUGAUGCUACAGGCUCACAGUCUUGCUACAGCCAAUUUCCGUGCCCUCUCGGGGGGUACGGCAGGUACCUCUCCCCCGGCCGUGGAGGGGGCCAUGGAACUGGAUGUGGGGUUGGACCUGGGGGGGGCGGGGAGUGCUGGGGGGCGGGGGGAGGGCGACGUGGAAGUGGAGGAGGGUGAGGUGUACGGCGGGGAGGAGCCCCCUCCCCCUCUGGUAUGUGAGGCCGGGGACGAGAUGGCGUUGGAGGUGCCCGCAACGGGUGCCCGGCUGCCCGCUGUCUGGGCGGUGGACCUGCUGCUGCAGCUGUGCUGCCAACUGCCCGGGAACGACGGGAGCACUGUCCUCCAGCCCAUAUUCCGUUGGCAGUCCCUGGGCCCUGGGCCCCAUGACCCGCGGUUCACCUACCGGGUGUUCCUGCCCGCCAACCUCGGCAUGGAGCCCGUGGACGGACCCCCGUGCGCCACCAAGGGACUGGCGAAGAAGUUGGCCAGUUUGGAGGCCGUACGGCGGUUGUGGGAGCGUGGCGAUCUGGAUGACCACCUGCGGCUCAAGAUCACUCGGCGGGGCGCCACCAAGGCGGCGCAUGCGGCGGCGUUUGGAGGAUGUGGGUGCCGGGGGCUGGAUGACUCUGUGGUGGCGGCAGCCACUGCGGCUGCGGCGCCCGGGGAGCAGCAGCAGCCGCCGGAGGGGCAACAAGAGGGCCUGGGUGUGCCCUCCGCCUCGGGUGCGGCUGCGACCCCUGCCCCUGCCCCCGCCCCUGCCCCCCCUCUCGCCGCCCUCUGCUGGGGGGUGGUGCUGCACGGGGAGCUGCCCCCGCUGCCGGCAUUCGACCUCCACCUGCCCGACGGCGGGAAAGGUGAGCUGCUUGUUCAGGCAACCCCCGUCCUCGUGGGGCCGCUACCUGCCGGACCCCUCCUGGACCGAGUGAUCAAUACCUUGGGCUGCGUGCUGGCGAGGUUGGUGACGGCGCCAUGCCCCGCCGCUGCCGUACGCUCCGCCAUCUCGGCCGCUGCCGACAUCGCUGGCAAGAUGUUGCCCUUCCGCCGCGUGCCCUUCGCUGAGGUGGCGGAGGGGGCGGAGGGGGGGGAGCAGCAGGGGCUGGAGGUGAGGAGGCUGCAGCGGGCGGCGGCGCGGGAUAGCGGCGCUGCUGGCGAGGUACUGGAAUUCAUAGAUUGGGACGUGGUACGGCAGCUGGCGACGGUGCCGACGCCGCUGGCGGAGGGUCACGAGCCCGACGAGGGGCCGGAGCGCCAGGUGCAGCGCCACGGACUCCUGCUGUCACUCAACACCUACCGGGUAUGCGGGCUGGCAGGGCCUCGUACCGCCGGUGACGUGGACAUGGCGGCGGCUGACGGCGGCAGGGGUACGGAGACGUGUACGGCUAGGGAAAGCAAUGCUGCCAGUGACAAGGGAUCCGACGGCGUCGCCGCCCGGGGGAUCGAAGCUGACGAGGGUGCCGGUGCUGCCGCCGUCGCUGUUGGCGGCGGUACGAAUAGCAACGCGAACGGCGACGGCCCUGACGGCGAUGCCGUUCCCUGCAAGCUGAUGAUCCAGGAGUUGUCCAUGUACGGCAAGGGGCGCCGGGACUGGCUCCAUAGCCGCUAUGACAGGGGCUACGGCGACGCUCAGGGCAAAGGCGGCGGAACCGGUGGCGGCGGCCAGGCUCGUACAAGUACGGAUUCAGUGCACGGCACCUCCGAAACCCAUGCUAAGCGGCCCCUGCCUACCGACCCUGACCUCCCGGGUUCCGGAGCUGCAGUCUUCACCCCCGCCGGCGAACACCCUGUACCCGGCUCGUUCCGGACUCGGUGUGUGAGACCUAGCCCGGUCCCCUCGCCCAGUGCGCCCCCCACCCCCGCACCCACCCCCGUGGAGUUGGAUGGGGAGGGCACGAGUGCUGACGAGGACGGAGACGCGUCACGACACCAACCAACAACCGCCAACUGUAAUGUGGGCGGAGAUGAAGCCGCCGAGGUGUCCGAGGCCGAGAAUGGCGGCGGUGACGAGAUCCUUGAUGACGCCGCCGCCGCCGCCGCCGCUGGCGGCACCGGCCGUGCUCCCCCUCCUCGUAGACAGCGGGAGCGGCGUCACAUGUUCCGGGAGCUGGGUCCCCUGCGCCCCGACCGGGUGGCGCUGUACCCGAUGGACCUCCACCGGUGGAGGCUGCUCCAGGGGCUGCCCAGCAUCAUGUGGCGGGUGGAGGGCCUUACGGCGGCCUCCGACUACCUGGACAACACACUUGAGCCAGCUAGUUUCCAGCCCGGCUGUCCUGAGCCAUGCGUCCGGGACCGGCGGUUGCUGCUGGUGGCCACCUCUCUGACCGCCCCCGCCGCCGGAGACCCCGUGUUCAACAACGACCGGCUCGAGUUCCUGGGGGAUGCCGUACUGAAGCUGCUGGCACAUGUGUAUGUGUACCUGCGGGAGAGGGUCGCAGGUGUGAAUGGCAAGCGGCUGGCGGACGCUGUGGAGGCGCUCAUCGGGGCCCACGUGCUGCCGGCGGUGGAGGCGGAGGUGGCCCGGGCGGCGGGGGCGGACCCCGCGUCCGGGGUGUUGGGGGUGUUGGGGGCAGCUGCCGCCGGUGCCGGCCAGCUGCGUGUGACCAGGGACAUCCGAACUUGCAGCUCUGCCGUACAGGUGGCCAUAUACGACGCGCUCCAGUUCUGUACGGGUGUGGGUUUGCUCCCCCCCGACACCCCGGCGGUCAUACUGGAGCGGUUCGACCAGCGCAAUGUGCUGGCGGUGGAGGAGCUGCUGGGGCACACAUUUGCGCAUCCGAAGUUGUGUGUGCAGGCCCUGACCCACGUGAGCCACCCCACUGCCAGCAGCUGCGGGGGGGGGUACCAGCGGGUGGAGUUCCUGGGCGACGGAGUGCUGGGUAUGGUGGCCUCCGUGUGGGCGUUUUGCAGCGUACCCAGCCGGGACACCAUCCGCCCCGUCCCCACGUCCUCCACAUCCCUCUGGAUCCGCGUACCCUCUCCGCACGGCGGCACUGCGGAGCACAUGACGACGCACCGUACAGCUCUGGUCAGCAACGGCCCCCUGGCGGCGGCGGCUGUACGGCGGGGACUGCACCAGCACCUGAGAACCGGGUCGAUGAGCCUCAUGGCAGCAAUAAACAACUUCGUGGCGGCUUACCAGGAAGGGGACGAGGGACCGGAGACGUACCUGGCGCAGAGGUACCUCGAGUCGCCCUAUCUGGUGGGGGGGAAGAAAUUCGACCUGCGCAUCUAUGCGCUCGUCACGUCGUACAGUCCGCUACGAAUCUUCCUGCACCGGACUCGGCACGAUGCAGUUGCCCGGGUGGGUCAGGACCGGGUGCUCGUCACCACGACGGAGAGAGUGGCCAAGAACAAGCGAGCGGAGAAGCGGUUGAUGCGGGAGCAGUGGCAGCAGCAGGCGGGCGGCAGUAAGGCCCCGCGUAAGGCCCUGGCCGCCGGGGACCUGGAGGGCGAGCAGGACGCGCUGAGGGCCCCCAAGGCUCUGGCCGACUUGGUGGAGGCCCUGGUUGGUGCCGUGUACCUGGACACCGGGGGUGACCUGGGGGCGGCGGAGCGGGCAGUGGCGAAUAUCAUGCUUGCGUGA